GUGCGCCAAUAGCGGAUACGUGAGGCGGUAACGUGCGUUGCCUUCGUGAGAUAUUUCAUAGGUCUAUAAAAUGAUAUUUCGAUGUUAAUUUCAGGGAUUACGUCGGAAGAUCAAACGUCAAAUAAAGUAUCUCGUGAAGUAUACGCUUUUUGGUGAUCUUAAUUAAAAAUACGAUUUGUCAUAUUUUACAUACGUCACGUACAUCUGAAGUCUUUUCGACACUUUGUAUAUAGCCGCAAUCACAUAUUUCAAACAUAUUUAUUAACGUAAAUAUAACGUAUUUUAUGAGAAAAAAAAAAAUCUCAUUUAUCGCGGCACAUAUACUUAGUACAAAUCAUUAUUCUCUAAUCUUUAUGGACUCGAGUUAAAAUUGUUUAUACAUACGCAGUUAAUACCAUAAUGACGUUGAAGCCACAUCUGACACUUAAGGUCUGUUCUUUUUAGCACUGCUAAACUAAUACUAUAAGUUGGAGCGAGACAAGUAUAUGUUUUCUCAUUUCAACUUAUUGCACCAGAAGUUCAGCUAAAAAGAAGAGGCUAACGAUUUUAGAGUACGUCGCAUGCAGAAGAUACUUUUACCUUUCGAGUUAAUUUGUAAAAUAUAGUUUCACCUUAAUAUUUUUUUAAUUUGUACUUGUACCUGAGAUAAUAAUAUUGAAACAUGAUCAUGAAUGCUGCAAGAGCUGUACUAAGACAAGGGAAAAGUGCGUUAUUAAUAUGCGACAUUCAGGAAGGAUUUGGUAAAUCUAUGAAGGACUUUGACAAAUUUGUUCAAAACUCAUCCAAACUGGUUAAUGCUAUGAAAAUCCUGAAUGUGCCUAUGAUAGUUUCCGAACACUAUCCAAAGGCUCUAGGAAAAAUCGUUCCUGAAAUUGAUAUUUCUGGUGCUAAAGGACUUUUUGCUAAAACCCAAUUUAGUAUGUGCACACCUGAAAUGAUUAAAGAACUUUCAACAAUUUGUAACGGCAACAAACCAGAAUCAAUCAUAUUAAUAGGCCUUGAAACACACAUAUGUGUAGAAAACACAGCUAUUGACUUAAGAAUAAAUGACUAUGAGGUACAUGUUGUGGCAGAUUGUUGUAUGUCUCGUACUUCAGAAGAUCGACUACUUGCUCUUCAGAGAAUGCGAGACAUAGGAUGUCAAAUAGCUACUUCUGAAAAUGUUAUAUACAAAUUGAUGCAAAAUGCAGAACAUAAGGCUUUUAAGGAAAUAUUACCUCUUGUUAAAACACCAAUUGCAUAUACAGGACUUGUUCCUGUCUCUAAGAUAUAAAUAUUUCUAGAAGUCCUCAUUGGAAUAUUUUAUAUAUAUAACUACUAUAUAA
Messenger RNA from Dinoponera quadriceps, 1325 nucleotides. Its product is annotated as isochorismatase domain-containing protein 2, mitochondrial-like. NCBI's taxonomy places the organism in Eukaryota, Metazoa, Arthropoda, Insecta, Hymenoptera, Formicidae. The record is from RefSeq and is a predicted model, not a curated record. The transcript has 4 exons. The coding region runs from base 662 to 1273 and encodes 203 amino acids. Gene Ontology annotation, cellular component: cytoplasm.